Molecule: messenger RNA, 3842 nt
Organism: Stylophora pistillata
Lineage: Eukaryota; Metazoa; Cnidaria; Anthozoa; Scleractinia; Pocilloporidae
Product: diacylglycerol kinase zeta
Biological process (GO): phospholipase C-activating G protein-coupled receptor signaling pathway
Cellular component (GO): plasma membrane
Molecular function (GO): protein binding; ATP-dependent diacylglycerol kinase activity
Source: RefSeq, a predicted model, not a curated record
UUCAGUUUGACUUUGUCAACAACUUUAGAGCGCAAGUUUGCAUAGUAUUUACCUGAGGUUUUUCCACUAUUGCGGGUUAAAAUGGCGAAAUAGUUUCGCAUUCGCCAUGCUGACCUCUAGUGGUCUCUAAGACCGGCUAAUGUAAAAUGGCCGCCGCUGGUGACCGCGGGAAGCGAGACACUAAGAGCUUGCUAAACAGAUCUGGAGGAGAUGAACGAAAGGCCGAAGAAAACAAGUUGCAUCGACGUGCAGCCAAGUCCAGAUCUUACAGAGAAGCAAUGUCCAAACCAACAGGACGUGAUACUAUAGAAUUUUUUCAGAAUGAUUUGGAGCCUGUAUCAGAGGCCAGUACUAGCUCUGCACACCUUACAGACUUGGAGCAUCACACUGAUGUCUGUGAAUGGACUGAAAGUACCAUAAAUGGGAAGCACUUAUGGAUGGACACAGAUGCCUCGGGAAACUCCUGUUACUUGACUGAUUGUGAAUCUCUGAAAUCAGGACCCAGAAAGAAGUGCACAGCUUGUAAAAUCAUUGUCCAUGCUAAGUGCAUAGAACAGCUGUACAGGAUAAACUUCAAAUGCAAACCAACAUUCAGGGAAAUCCUUCCAAAGUCUUCACAUGAAAGUAAUGUUCGUCAUCACUGGGUUCAUCGUCGCAAACAAGAAGGGAAGUGCCAUCAUUGUGGCAAGUCUUUCCAGCAUAUGCUAUCCUUUCAGACAAAGGAUAUUAUUGCAAUUAGUUGUUCAUGGUGCAAAGCUGCAUAUCAUAAUAAAGUGGAGUGUUUUAAGAUGAACAAAAUAGAUGAAAUUUGUGAUUUAGGAGCUCAUGCAAACCUCAUCGUCCCACCAUCUUGGGUUGUAAAGCUCCCUCCGAUAAGAAUGCAUGCAAGAAGCUCCUCUGUGAAGAGGAAUAGCUUUAAAAAGAAAUCCCUAAAAAGAAAAUCAACAAAGGAAAGGAAACCUUUUGUGAUAAAGCCUUCUGGAUCAGCACAGCGCAAGCCUUUACUAGUGUUUAUUAACCCAAAGAGUGGUGGAAAUCAGGGAGCCAAAAUCAUGCACAAGUUCCAGUGGCUAUUGAACCCCAGACAGGUGUUUGAUCUGUCAAGAGGAGGUCCUCGAUUAGGUCUGGAAUUGUACCGAAGGGUUCCUAAUCUUCGAAUACUAGCCUGUGGUGGAGAUGGAACCGUUGGCUGGGUGCUGUCUGAACUUGACAAACAAAAAAUGACACCCCCACCCCCUGUGGCUGUGCUUCCACUGGGGACAGGAAAUGACAUGUCUAGAGUUCUCAAUUGGGGAGGGGGUUAUACAGAUGAACCUUUGUCAAGAAUUUUAACACACAUUCAUGAAGGAAGUAUUGUCCAGCUCGACAGAUGGAAUCUGGAAGUAACAUUUAAUGAAGCAGGUGAAAAUGAUUCCUCUGAUGAAGCGGUUGACAAGCUUCCCUUGAAUGUCAUGAACAACUAUUUUAGUCUGGGAUUUGACGCUGAAGUCUGUUUAGAAUUUCACGAAUCAAGAGAGGCCAAUCCAGAUAAAUUCAACAGUAGAUUUAAAAAUUUAGUAUUUUAUGGAAAGGCCAGCAGUGCAACUUUCCUUCAGAGAAAAGCUCGUUCCUUCUUCAGAUAUACAACUAUAGAGUGUGAUGGAGUUGAUCUCACCGAUAAGCUUCAAGAAACCAAACCUCUGUGCCUUUUAUUUGUCAACAUCCCAUCAUAUAGUGCUGGUACGUCACCUUGGGGACACCCGGGAAAAGACAGCGAGUUUCAGUCUCAAAGACUUGACGAUGGUUAUCUGGAGGUGAUUGCACUCACUUCAGCAACGCUGGCGACGACACGAGUUGGAGGUCAUGGUGAGAGGAUGGCACAGUGUAAAGAGGCUGUUCUUGCGACCAGUAAAUCUCUUCCCAUGCAAGUGGAUGGAGAACCCUGUAGAUUAUGCCCAUCCAGAAUAAGAAUAAGUAGGAGAAACCAGGCAAACAUGUUACAAAAAGUGAAGAGUCGGACAGAACGUUCCAAUUCGAAUGCAGGGCCUAUUCCAUGUCCUGAACCAGUGAAAUUACAGAUAUUCCGAGUUGCUUUCAGUGAUUAUGAGAAGCAUUGUUACGACCUGUUACAGCUAAGAGAUACUUCGACGCUUUUGGCGACGACAGCGAUAGAACCCGACGCUGACUUAGAGCAAAUGAGGGCUUGGAUCGAGCGGUUUAAAGAGGACGAGGAAGAACAGAAAGCGACCUUGUCAGAUGAUUGGUGUUUCUUGGACACAACUUAUCCUGACAGAGUUUAUCGUGUGGAUAUCGCGCAGGAAAAAAUAUACAAUGUAGUGGACAUUCUCGAGGAUGGAAUAUUCCUCGUCGACCUAAAGGAUGACCUUGUGAAGACACAGCGAAAUAACAAGACCAGUGUUUCUACCUCUUCCCCACGGCUCAAGAGACCGCUGUCCGUUCCUGGGGGUCCUGUCCCCAGGGCCCCCAGUCUGAUCAAUCGUUCACCGGUUGCUCUGCCCCCACCACUGAGGUAUAACAGCUCACUUGGAUCCAGUCCAUCGGAGAGUGUGGAGGAUAUUGUGGAAACUACGAUCAUGACACCAUUUCACACUAAUCAAGAAUUCAAGUUACCGUUCCCUAAUGAAGAUGACAUGGACACUAUUUGGGUGAAAAGUGAGAUCAUGAAGCGUAAUGAAAACAGCAUGAUUGAGGCUUCGAAAAACGGAGAUCUAGACAAGGUUAUUGAGUUACACCGUAACGGUGUCAGUCUGUCAGCUGGUGAUCGCCGAGGCUGGAGGCCGUUACAUUACGCCGCCCGUCACGGACACAAGGAGGUGGUCAGAUAUAUCAUCUCCAAUGUUCCACGUUGCGUUCUGGAUCUUGUCGAGGAAGAAAAGGGUCAGACAGCCCUUCAUAAAGCAGCCCUCUAUGAACGGCGGACAAUUUGCUCGCUCUUGGUGCAAGCCGGCGCUUCCCUCACGAGAACAGAUUAUGAUGGUAAUACGCCCCGAAUUCAAGCUUUGAAGGCUCAAGAUAAGGAACUCGCCAAAUAUCUUGAAACGCAAGAACACCUUCAAAUCAUAGCAGCUGAAGAUUACGAAACUGCAGUGUAAAAAGGAAUGUUGCAGCGCUCAAUAGUGUUACUUCAGAUGCCGUCGUAAACGAAGGAACAAAACUAAUGUGUACAGAAAAUGAAACAAGAUAACAAUAGACUCUCCUUAUUUUUAAAAGAAUAGCUUAUUCGAUAAUUUGAAACCAUGGUAUUCAUCCAUUUGUAGGUGUUAUAGGAAUUAGUUACACUUGAAAAGGAUAAACUUAAAAUAAAAUGGCAUAAGUAAGUGCUGAAAAGAUCCAGAUGACUUGCUUUAUAAAUAUGAAUGAGAGACUUAAUUGCAUAUGAUGGCCAUGUGAAAUCGGCACUGUUUUAUUAAUCUAUUUAAAUUCUGCUGACGUUACUUUUAUCUUUGUAUUUUCUCUGUGACUCUAACUGACUAAGAGGAUAAGUUUUUGUUCUUUUUUAUCAAAAUUGUUUUGAGGAGGCUUAAAAGUGUUGAAGCCUUUUCAAUAAAACCUAACAGUAAAAAGUGGUGUUUUCGCACUUCACAAUAAUCUGUGAACACUGACGAAUAUAUGAUCAGGUGCGGUUAGAAAUCCCACAGAACUCGUAUGCUUGUGCGCGGUUGUUUUUCUCUCUUGAUGAAUUCAGUUAAGGAUUUGCUACGGUAAUGAGUAUUUAUUCACUGGGAAGAAAACCACAAAUCUUUAUCUAUCGGUUACGUGAAAUGCAAUCUGAAUCUGCCUUUUAAGUUUUAAUUGUGUCUCGUCUUUAUUUUUCUCUUUCCAAAUAAACUUUCAACAUUUUA